AUGGGGUUUACAAGCUUGGUAGUCUGUCUUCUCUUUGUUUUGCAUGGCCUAAGGAGCUCUUCUGCUCAUAGUCAUCAAGGGAGAGGAAGAAGUAUGAAUGAGCUAACUGCUAACAUAGAAGAUGUUGCACCGACUCAAAAGGAACUUACUAAUCGAGCUCUCCUUGCUGGUGCUGCAAAAAAGGGGCUUGUUGGUGGAAGGAAAAUGGUGGAAGAUAAAGAGUUGAGGAAAAAGAUUGAGAAAGAGGAAGAGCUAAAUGGGAAAACAUCAAAGAUUUCAGGAAAGGAUAAGAAUGCUUCAAAGGAUUCUCUUGGAGGACCAGAAGGUCUCUUGAACACUCAGAUUAAACCUGUCCAAUCAAACACCAAACCUCAACAACCUCUUGGUUCCAAGGCAGUUUCAAAGAAAGCCCACCUGGGCACGUCUUCAAAAUCAAGCAAAACAGUGACUUCUGAGUAUCAAAAACAUGAGACUUCUCAGAAAGAUGAAUCAAAAGGACUUGCUGAUGCAGCAGACAAAAUCGCAAACCUGAUGCGCAAGGAUUAUGAAGGAAUGGAUAGCCCACGCCGCAAUCCACCCAUCAACAAUCAUGAACCUAUGGAUUAA
Molecule: messenger RNA, 606 nt
Organism: Ilex paraguariensis (yerba mate)
Lineage: Eukaryota; Viridiplantae; Streptophyta; Magnoliopsida; Aquifoliales; Aquifoliaceae
Source: the annotation of a GenBank genome assembly